This is a messenger RNA of Prosopis cineraria, 1237 nucleotides long. Its product is annotated as PLASMODESMATA CALLOSE-BINDING PROTEIN 3-like. The record is from RefSeq and is a predicted model, not a curated record. The transcript is spliced from 4 exons. Bases 135 to 830 code for a protein of 231 amino acids. Lineage: Eukaryota; Viridiplantae; Streptophyta; Magnoliopsida; Fabales; Fabaceae.
CUAUAUGUUUGAUAUUUGUCUUCAUGUUCUUCGCCACUCCAAUCUGAUCUUACUCUGUCACGCACCCACCACCGUUGUUCCCUCUUCUUCUCCUUCUCGCUCUCUUUGCUGUACCACGCUUUCCAUUCUGCUCAAUGUUGCUUACGUCUCUCUCUCUCUCACCAUUCUCUGUUCCUAGCCGUUCUUCUUCCUCUAGCUUAGCUAACAUGGCUGUUCUAGCUCUCGCAGUGCUUCUCCUGGCCUUCACUGGUUCUACAAGUGCUAACUGGUGCGUUUGCAAGGAUGGGAGCGACGCAAUCCUUCAAAAGACAUUGGAUUAUGCCUGUGGAGCUGGGGCUGACUGUAACCCUAUCCAUCAAAACGGACCUUGUUUCCAACCUAACACCGUUAGGGCUCACUGCAGUUACGCCGUUAACAGUUUUUUCCAAAAGAAGGGUCAGGGCCAAGGGACCUGUGACUUCGCCGGAACGGCCACCGUUACUGCAUCUGACCCCAGCAGUGCUGGUUGUAUUUACCCCUCAAGCGCUAGUACUGCUGGCACUAGUACAACCCCUACAACCGGGACAACCACACCGACUUCAGCCUCUCCUUACACCGGAAUUGGAACUCCAUCGACAACCACUGGCUCCGGCUCCACCACGACAGCCACGCCUUAUGGUGCAACACCUGGGGUAUUAGGAGGGAUCGGCAAUGGCAUGGGACCUACUGGAUCUGGCAUGACCACUGAUGACACUAGUCAUGGUGGGCUCAGACUUGUAGACCAUAUCCUGGUCUCUACACUCUCAAUCCUCCUCUUUUCAAGUUUGAUGAUGACGACGCUGAGGCUCUAGUGGGGGGCUGAGAAGUGAAAGGACGAGAGCAGUGAGUGGGUAUGGACUCUGGCCAGCAAUGGUGGGGUUAUGUGAUGGUGCUGAUGUGAUGAUGCUGUGUUUCACUGUGCAGAAGAAGUGAUUAAGUAGGUCUUGAUGAACUUGAACUAGGAACAACGUGAGGUUUUUAUGAGUAGUUUUGGGUUCUGUUAUCUGCUACCUCAUGGGCUUUUGAUUCUUUCUGAGCAGUGCUAUGGUGUUCUCUCUAGUUUUGCAUUAAUUCUCUCUUCAUGUACAUCUGGAUCUUCAGUUCUCUAAGAGGUUGGUAGUUAAUUACUCUGAUAAGAACUUUAUCUCAUUCGUUGACUCCUCUCUUUCUGGUUUGGAGAAUUAGAAUUACUAAUGAGCAUGGACACCAAUGCAUUUCA